AUGGAGAUGAACAAUCUGAGGGUGGAAUCUCAUGUAGCCCAGAAAAACCGGCGACAUAAGUUGAGAUUUCAGCAAAACUCCGGUGACAUGAAUCACCAACAUCCACCACAAGACCACCCUCAGUUCGAACCCAAAGAUAUCCAUCGACCCUUUUCAUACAACCCCAAUGUAUACCCUUCUGAAAUGCUCAAUUCCGUUCCUAGAAAUCCACAUCUUUUGUUACCUCUCGGCCAUGGUUUUGUAUCCGUUGAUCAAGAUUCUUUUCCAGGUUCAGAUUCCGGUUCCGGUAUGGGUUCUUCGCAGCCUGAUCAAAGGAUUUUAGCUGGUUCUAAUGGUGGUACUUUUGCUAAUUUGCCGAACGACUCUAACAAUUGGAAAACUGUUGUUUCAUCUCAACAAGUUGGUAAUGAUCAUUGGAAUCUUGUGAGUUAUUCGAAUACUGGUUCGAUGAAUAUUGAUCAUAGGAGCUUGAAUUCAGGCGGCUAUGGCUACCAUCAAGAUGUGCAAAAUGUCCCGGCGUUCAGUUCUUCGCCGUUUUAUCAUUCCAUCCUUCCCGAAGAUCAGGUCACUCUUGCACAACCUCAUCAAGGCAAGAAUGAUUCAGGGAUGAAUCAGUCAAUUCCGUAUUGGAUGAACAAUUCUGAUGAAUCAAGUUAUUUAGCAAAUCGAAUUCAUGAUCAUAGAGAACAAAUGACAACAGCAACAACAAUGGCUGCAAACGAGGGUAACUGCAACACCCAAGCUUUGUGUUUAUCACUUUCAUCAGUUCCACAACCUAAAGAUGAUCUACUCACUCUACAACCGGGUGAAAGGCCUCUAAAGUCGGACCUUUUACCCAAUUCGGAUCUCAAAUGUUUCAUGGGUGUUUCAUCUUUUGCUCACCGGAAUGCCGGGCCACUGGGUCCGUUCACCGGCUAUGCAACAAUCCUGAAGAAUUCCAAGUAUUUAAAACCUGCACAAGAACUGUUGAAUGUGAAUUGUGAGGUAGGGGAUCAGGAGUUGCUUCAAACAUGUCAUGAUGUUUUCUCUCAGAAAAUUCUUGAAGAAGAAAUGAGUAGGGCUUCUGGUGGUUCCAACGAACAUAGCACCUCCGGUGCUGAAUCUCUCCAGCCGGAGUUUCAUCGGAAGAAGGCUAGGUUGUUAUAUAUGCAGGAGGAGGUAUGCAGGAGGUACAAACAGUAUUUGCAGCAAAUGCAGAUGGUGGUUUCAUCUUUUGAGACUGUGGCCGGGCUUGGCGCGGCCACUCCUUACGUUUGCUUGGCUCUCAAGGCGAUCUCACGGCAUUUUCACUUUGUAAAGACAGUCAUUUCCGAGCAACUGUUGCAAAUAAGGAAAAUGGUGGGAGAGGGGUUGAGUUCUUCGACGACCACGAGUAGUAAAGUGUUUGAUGCUAAUGCAACAAGUACCUCUAGGCUAAAAUCAAUCGAUCAGAGGCUUAGUAAAUCCGGAGGUGGUGUUGGUGGUGCUGCUGGAUUCUUUACAUCGCCGCAACCUGUAUGGAGGCCGCAGAGAGGGCUUCCGGAACGAGCUAUUGCUGUUCUUAAAACGUGGCUUUUCGAUCAUUUUCUUCAUCCGUAUCCUUCGRACGCAGACAAGCAUAUGUUGGCUACACAAACUGGUUUAACCAGAAAUCAGGUCUCGAACUGGUUCAUAAAUGCAAGAGUUCGUAUUUGGAAACCAAUGGUUGAAGAAAUCCACACCCUCGAAACCAAAGGCUUAGCUGAACCAAACUCCACCAACCCUCCACCGGCCGGUCAAGACUCUAGCCGGAUGGACAUGAGCUCGUUUUCUAACAUGCAACCACCAGAACAAUCAUGUUCAAGAAACCCUCAGACGGCCUUAACAGGAGACGAACCGAAUGACCAACAACUACAGGACCACGAGAAGUUGGCUAGGCCCGAGUACCAGAUUCCUCUAGCCAGCAUGGACCGACUGAUGAGCAUUCUGCCCUACCCUCGAGCCACGUUCGAUGCAAGUGGGUUGGGUCCGGUUUCACUUACUUUGGGUCUCAGACAGAAUGCUGAGAAUGUUCAACAGUUACAGCAACAUUUUGGAGGUCAGUUGAUUCAUGAUUUUGUGGGUUAGGUUUUAGUCAGCCAUUGCAAUAAGAAAAGAAAAAGUGGCAGUAGAAGAAAGAUAGAAAGGGAUACGGUUGGAAGAUGGUAAACACUAUUUUUUGUUUCCAAUUAAUGGUUAGAAAAACCAAACGAAUUGGGAGGUGAGGUUUCUUUAUGCUUUGUACUUACUAAAGAUGGAAGUUCCCUUCCAAAACCCUAAUCUUUGAAUUCCAAA
Messenger RNA from Cynara cardunculus var. scolymus (artichoke), 2292 nucleotides. Its product is annotated as BEL1-like homeodomain protein 8. Bases 1 to 2085 code for a protein of 694 amino acids. NCBI's taxonomy places the organism in Eukaryota, Viridiplantae, Streptophyta, Magnoliopsida, Asterales, Asteraceae. Gene Ontology annotation, biological process: regulation of transcription by RNA polymerase II. Gene Ontology annotation, molecular function: DNA-binding transcription factor activity, RNA polymerase II-specific; RNA polymerase II cis-regulatory region sequence-specific DNA binding. The record is from RefSeq and is a predicted model, not a curated record. The transcript is spliced from 4 exons.